AUGCCGUGGGGCGACCUCCGGCGCUUCUACGAGCAGCUGGUGGGCAUGCCCGCCCCCAAGCUGGUGCGAGCCACAAUCCGCAAGCUGCACGGCGACCUCAUGCUCGGCUACGUCCACGUGGUGACUUGGGAGACCGCCGGCGUCAUGAAGAUCGGCAAAACCCACGACGACCCCAGGACUAGGGAGAACCACCUGGUCGAUCGCUUUCGCUUCUAUGAUGCGGCGACCGUGGAGUCAGGUGGGCCGACGGGCGAAGCCAAGCUGGAGGCCGUGGUGGUCACCGAGAAUGAGAGCACUGCGUGGCAACUGGAACAAACCAUCCACGCGAUGCUUAGCAGCUAUGUGCGCCACAUCGAUGUCCGGAUGGACUCGACGCCCAAGAGGAGCAAGAAGCAGUACUACAAGUUCCACGAGUGGUACCGCUUGACGCUCAAGGAGACCGUGCUGCGCGUGCUGCACGAGGCCGUCCAGAUGAGUGCCGCUGAGAUGAGGACGCUGCGGGAGCAAGCCUUCCGCACCUGGCAGCAGGUCGCGCCGCGCCUGUACCAUGCGGCUGACCCGCAGGCUGCUGACAGAAGGGUCCCGCAGGUCGAGCCGGAGCGUGCGCUUCCCACCUGCCUGGAGGACUGGGGUUCCGCGGGCCCUUGGGCGUUCUUCACCGCGCUCACCGACUCUGAAUGGAAGUCGCAGGGCUUCGACCUGGCUAGACGCACCCACCUGGAGAAGCCAGGCCAGGCCAUCAAGAUCAUCCGAAACAGACCCGGCAUCAUCUUCUCCGCCAAGAACACGAAGCGGACGUACAGCAGCUGGUCGUACCCUAUCCACUUUGUGUGGACGAAGGACGUGUCGAAGGGGCUGCUGGCCAGGCUGCCCCCACACGUGCUUCGCAGCGACGAGGCGCAGCCGAAGAAGACAUCCGAGGCCCCAAAGGCCAAGGCCAAGGCCAAGCGAGCCAAGCCGAGUUCCCCGAAGGCCAAGCCGGCCUCGAAGAGGGCGCGCUCCUCUGCCUGA
This is a messenger RNA of Symbiodinium natans, 1011 nucleotides long. The record is from the annotation of a GenBank genome assembly. NCBI's taxonomy places the organism in Eukaryota, Dinophyceae, Suessiales, Symbiodiniaceae.